Molecule: messenger RNA, 1600 nt
Organism: Harpegnathos saltator (Jerdon's jumping ant)
Lineage: Eukaryota; Metazoa; Arthropoda; Insecta; Hymenoptera; Formicidae
Gene: Kdsr
Product: 3-ketodihydrosphingosine reductase
Exons: 5
Coding region: 348-1277 (309 amino acids)
Biological process (GO): sphingolipid biosynthetic process
Cellular component (GO): endoplasmic reticulum membrane
Molecular function (GO): 3-dehydrosphinganine reductase activity
Source: RefSeq, a predicted model, not a curated record
CGCCUGUUGAUCGAAGUGAAUUAGUGAGGAACGAAGAGACGAAUCUAAAGCGAUUAUGAGCGCUUUAUUGGGUUUGGGACUCGUGACAUUUGUCUUGGCGAUAGUUCUGUUAAUAAUCAAACAUUUCUACUGGACUGGGCGGUUGAAAAAUGUCAAGAACAAGCACAUUGUGAAUUGGCGGAUAAAAACUUCCUGCUCAAAAAACGAAAGAGAGAACGUAGCGCGUUAGUCAGCAAUUGAAUCACAACUAACACAAAAACGGGACAGAAGCAUCUUAAGUAUAAAGAGAAUAGAAGUAUAAAACCGAAGAAACGAAAGUAAAGGAAAUAUGCACAAAAGUAAAGGAGAUGAGAAGGGACAGAAUUAAGGCUCGUGAAAGAAGGGAAACAAAGGUGACAGGUGGUUCCAGCGGUAUCGGGAAACACGUAGCGAUCAUCGCCGCCAAACAUGGAGCGAACGUGACCAUAAUCGCCAGGGACGUAGUCAAGUUGGAGGUCGCCCGUAAGGAGAUACUGAACUCCCGCACAAAUAAAGACGAACAAAUGGUGGAGUACCUGUCGUUGGACAUUGGCGGGAACUACGAGAACGUCGACAAGGCGUUGGCCGAUCUCGAGAAGACUAUGGGGCCAAUUUAUAUGCUCAUCAACUGCGCCGGGUUCGCGACCCCCGGCAAGAUCGAGGACACUUCGAUCCAAAACCUGCACGAGAUGAUCAAUGUGAAUCUCGUCGGCACGUAUUACUGCAUCAAGGCGGUGGUGCAGCGAAUGAAGACCGCCGGAGAAGGAGCGAUCGUGAUCACGGCUUCUCAGGCUUCUCUUCUGGGCAUCUACGGUUUGUCGGCUUACAGCAGCACGAAAUUCGCGCUUCGCGGCUUAGCGGAAAGCCUGACGAUGGAAUUGCGGCCGUACAACAUCUCCGUGACCCUGAGCUUGCCACCGGACACGGACACGCCGGGGUACGCGACGGAACAGCAGAUAAAACCGCUGGAGACGCAUCUCAUCUCGCAAACGGCGGGCUUGGCCGAUCCCGCAGUAGUCGCGGAGAAGUUGUUCAAGGAUGCGCGGGCGGGGAAAUUCUUCUCCACUGUGGGUCAAGAAGGCUUCAUCCUGACUACGCUGUGCGCCGGAAUGUCGCCGUUCACGUCGAUCAGCGAGCUGCUGCUGCAGGCGUCGCUGAUGGGCCUGAUGCGACUCGUCAGCGCGUUCUAUCUCGUCUCCUUCCAGAGGAUCAUCCUCAACUGCAUGAAGACGCGCGACAAAAACAAAAAGCUCGAGUGAACGCGCUCGCUCACCAUCGCUGAAAACCUGUGAUGCCCACGCACGUCGUGGAGUGGCUCGACGGGAUGUCGCGUCUUCCCAGUCGACGCAUUUAAUACGAUUCCGUUUAACGUUCGUUCCUUUUCGUUUCUCUUUUUCUUCCAACACGAUUCUCUGUGUAAUAAUGGUAUUUUGUAUACGGACGUUUGUUUGCCGGUCUCACGUUGUCCUCUUGAGCUCUCGACGGAAUCCCUCGUCUGCGUCUAACAUGUAACGUAACAUGUAACAUAACACGUCGAAGAGAGUCUCCCGAGACGAGAGAAUAAAACUCGCUGUACUCUUAA